Messenger RNA from Aspergillus ochraceoroseus IBT 24754, 1626 nucleotides. RefSeq names its product holocytochrome c synthase CYC3. Bases 1 to 1626 code for a protein of 541 amino acids. The record is from RefSeq and is a predicted model, not a curated record. Gene Ontology annotation, biological process: cytochrome c-heme linkage. Gene Ontology annotation, molecular function: holocytochrome-c synthase activity. NCBI's taxonomy places the organism in Eukaryota, Fungi, Ascomycota, Eurotiomycetes, Eurotiales, Aspergillaceae. Gene Ontology annotation, cellular component: mitochondrion. The transcript is spliced from 4 exons.
AUGUUUCCUCCCGAAUACCCUUUUGCCCCUCCCGCGAUUCGCAUGCAUACACCUAGUGGUCGGUUCCAACCGUCAUCUCGCCUGUGUCUCAGCAUUAGUGACUUUCAUCCCAAAUCAUUUAACCCAGCAUGGGAAGUCUCCACUAUCCUUAUUGGCCUACUUUCCUUCAUGACUAGCGAGGAAAUGACCACUGGCAGCGUGAGCGCCUCCGAAGGAGAAAGACGAGUCCUAGCGGCCCGGUCAAGAUGGUGGAAUUCGACUGGUGGCGGCACCCAUAUCUCCUGCACACCCGGAGUUACACCCACCUCCAAAGGAAUCAACAAUGUGAAGGCUGGAGAUGGUGGGUUGAAAUUUCGCUCGGAAUGGCCCGAACUAGACCAGGAGAACUGGAAAUGGCUCAAGGACAACCGCAUUGACACUGCCACCGGACAGCUGCGACCGGAUCCCAAUGCUGCAUCAAACAAGUGCUCCCCAGAGACCAGUGCACUUCGCCGACGGCCCAACGGAAGCGCCCCUAGGCUCGGAGCUGUCGUGGAAGGUGGCAACGUCGCCAGGGAAGUCGGCCAAAGUUGGCUUCAGCGCAACAAAGUCUGGGUAGGCCUGGCAGUCUUUUUUGGGUACGCUCUCAUUUCAAGACUUGUGCAUGAUGUUCAGGAUUCGCAGGCGAAGCCAACUCCCGCGCCGCGCAAUCAUCCCUCUACCUCUGAGGCCUCUCCUCCCCCGGGAUGCCCUAUGCAUGCUUCUGAUGCUUCUUCGCCUUCUCCGUUAACUCCCCCUGCUGCCGAUUCUCCAAGUGCCUGCCCCGUCCGCGCAACAGAUUCUCCAUUCUUCGUGCAGAAGUCCAACCCCCCAGUACCGGAACCGUCCCCCGCCUCGGAGAACAAACCAUCGACAUUAUCCAGGUUGAACCCUCUCAACUACAUGUUCUCGACGAUCUCUCAGGAGCGCGCGCCUAACCAAACCGUGGACUUGGCUGUUGAGCGUGAAAUCUCAUCAAUCCCCAGAGGCGAUUCCGAGGGUAACUGGGAGUAUCCUUCUCCACAGCAGAUGUACAAUGCUAUGCUGCGCAAGGGUUACACAGAUACCCCUCAAGAUGCAGUAGAGGCCAUGGUUGCCGUUCAUAACUUUUUGAACGAGGGCGCCUGGGACGAAAUUGUCGGAUGGGAGCGGACGUUCUCGCAGGGUCUGGCCCGGGGAUGGGAGAAGUGUCGUCACGGCGAGGAGAAUCUCGCCAUGGAACUGGCUAGGGAGGAAAUGGAUGGAUCGGCGAAUGCGAUUCCAGAGCCCCGCCUGGUGAAAUUCAAGGGCCGUCCACAGGAGCUUACACCCAAGGCGCGGAUCCUCCAGGCUCUGGGCUACGUAUUUCCGUCGAAAUUUGAAACCAACCCUCCUUUUGACCGUCACGACUGGUUUGUGAUGCGCCAGACGCCAUCUGGUCCGAAAGAAGUCCGUUAUGUGAUCGAUUACUAUUCCGGACCCCCAGAGCCAACCGGAGAGCCCGUCUUCUACCUCGAUAUCCGCCCGGCCUUGGACUCGCCCACUGCAGCCGUCGAGCGAUUGAUGCGAUGGGGAGGAGACGUCUGGUGGCGAGCCAGCGGCGGCGCUGCUCGAGGCCACGAAAACUAG